AUGUCGCAAAACAGUUUCAUGGACAAAUUACGAAUAUUUUUUGGCAUAAAACAGGAUCCGCCUAGAAAUGAUUUUAGAAACCCAAUUUGGAGUUCCGACGACGAAGAUGACGGUGAUGAACUAUACACCAGACACGAAAUGAAAGAGUUCAAUGAUGCUAUGGACAUUCACCGAGAGUUCUCUAGACAGAUGCAUGAAAUAUUCCAAACCUUCGGCGCUAUGUUUGGUGACAUUAGGACCUUCUCUAACGAAAAUCCCUUCGAUUCUUUCACGACCAUCAACCCUCUCCCGCCGGAGCAAGGUGAAGGUGGACAAGAACAUGUCCCUGAAGGUAACAUACGGGACUAUUAUCUGAAGCCUGGCUACCACAAGCGCCCGCAAGAGCAGUUGAAAGAAGACAUAGAUUUAGAUGGAAAAGUAUCAUCAAAUGAAAUAUCUGGAUUGCUCAAAUCAAAGAAAGACAAACCAAUCGUUCCCGUCACACCAUUCAAUGGAGAUUUAGUACCAGGUCGGUCAUUCUGUCAGACCAUCAUCACUACUAGUGUAACUAAGCCAGAUGGAUCGGUUGAGACCAGGCGGAUAGUGAAACGAGGCAAUGAAGUUGUUGAAGAGACAGUCACAUCCACUUCCACAGGAACAGACACACGACUGUCACCUAUCAACCCAGGUUUGGAUAACUUGUCAACUCCUGGUCAUAUUUACAACAAUGUUCUAUCUGAACUUUCUUCACUAUUUAGACAUUUUUACUAA
Spodoptera littoralis (African cotton leafworm) is the source of this 750-nucleotide messenger RNA. The record is from the annotation of a GenBank genome assembly. NCBI's taxonomy places the organism in Eukaryota, Metazoa, Arthropoda, Insecta, Lepidoptera, Noctuidae.